Molecule: messenger RNA, 3325 nt
Organism: Molossus molossus (Pallas's mastiff bat)
Lineage: Eukaryota; Metazoa; Chordata; Mammalia; Chiroptera; Molossidae
Gene: KCTD10
Product: potassium channel tetramerization domain containing 10
Exons: 7
Coding region: 61-1008 (315 amino acids)
Biological process (GO): protein homooligomerization; negative regulation of Rho protein signal transduction; protein ubiquitination
Cellular component (GO): Cul3-RING ubiquitin ligase complex
Molecular function (GO): ubiquitin-protein transferase activity; protein binding
Source: RefSeq, a predicted model, not a curated record
CUGGGUGUUUCCUGCCUCUUUCAGCCCGGGUUUGGAGACUCCGGCGUCCUCCGACUUUUCAUGGAAGAGAUGUCAGGAGAAAGUGUGGUGAGCUCAGCGGUGCCAGCGGCUGCUACCCGCACCACUUCCUUCAAGGGCACGAGCCCCAGCUCCAAGUAUGUGAAGCUGAACGUGGGUGGCGCUCUCUACUACACCACCAUGCAGACGCUGACCAAGCAGGACACCAUGCUGAAAGCCAUGUUCAGUGGGCGGAUGGAAGUGCUCACCGACAGUGAAGGCUGGAUCCUCAUUGACCGCUGUGGGAAGCACUUUGGUACGAUACUCAACUACCUUCGUGACGGGGCGGUCCCCUUGCCCGAGAGCCGCCGAGAGAUCGAGGAGCUGCUGGCAGAGGCCAAGUACUACCUGGUCCAGGGCCUGGUGGAGGAGUGCCAAGCAGCUCUGCAAAACAAAGAUGCUUAUGAGCCUUUCUGCAAAGUUCCUGUUAUCACCUCAUCCAAAGAAGAACAGAAACUUAUAGCGACUUCAAAUAAGCCAGCCGUGAAGUUACUCUACAACAGAAGUAACAACAAAUACUCGUAUACCAGCAACUCGGACGACAAUAUGUUGAAAAACAUUGAACUGUUUGAUAAGCUCUCUCUGCGCUUUAACGGAAGGGUCCUAUUCAUAAAGGAUGUCAUUGGGGACGAAAUCUGCUGCUGGUCCUUUUAUGGUCAGGGCCGAAAGAUUGCCGAAGUCUGUUGUACCUCCAUCGUCUAUGCCACUGAGAAGAAACAGACCAAGGUGGAGUUCCCCGAAGCCCGGAUUUAUGAGGAGACCCUGAAUAUUUUGCUGUAUGAGGCCCAGGAUGGCCGGGGACCGGACAAUGCACUCCUGGAGGCCACAGGUGGGGCGGCUGGGCGCUCCCACCACCUGGAUGAAGAUGAGGAGCGGGAGCGGGAGCGAAUCGAGCGUGUUAGACGGAUCCACAUCAAGCGGCCUGACGACCGUGCCCACCUCCACCAGUGAGCAGGCAAGCGGACCCGAGCCCUCCUCCUGCCCCUCUCCCUGCUCUACACCCAGAUCCUGUGCAGACUCCCGGGCACCUUCCACUUCCCCUGGAGAUACUUUUGUAACAAGCCAGAUUAUUAUUUUGAUAUUACUCGACAAGGUGAAUUGAUUUUUACCCAGGUAUUCGAAUGCUCCCGUGACGUUGACAAGCUGUAUCCAAGGGCUCUACUUUCUCUGAGAAUCUCAGGAGCCUUGGGGCCAGGCUUGCUGGGUUCUCAAAGGAAAAGUAUGAAUGGGUAUGACGUGCACGUGAGGACUUUUGUUUGCAGUAUUUAUUUUUGUGGAUGUUGACUACCUGUUUGAGCUUCUUGGGUGGCGUUGCCUUUGGGGUUCAGUUUGACAGCUCUGAGAGGGAUCCGGCCACUGGGGUGUCUUCAGGCUCCAUAGUUCAUAAUCUUCUCCGCCCGGCACGCUGGCUGGUUCCCGUGCACUCUGCCGGGCACACUUCCCGACGGCUUUGCUAGCGGCCCGCUCUGCAGCAGGGUUCAUGCCUCGAGCCCACGGGAAAGAGCUGCAGCUCGUGCCUCUAAUGGUGGCUCCUUGUGUAGCUCUGGAUGCUUCGGUCGUUUAGGGGCAAGCCUGUUGCUUGCCCUGGCUGGUCUGAUGCUUGUUGGGCCCCCACACUUCUAGCUAAGGGCAGAGUUGUCCCUGGUCGUGAGUGCUCAGCCGUUCCUGCCCCUCCAGUUGCCCUUGUUGACAAACUGCAUUCCAGGAAGGCUGUCUGGCCUGGGGCAGGCGUAGCUCACAAACCCAGGGAUCCAUUCCUUCCCUGUGAAGCUGGGCUUAUUGCUGCAAGCAGGUGCCCUGCCCUUUGCUUAGAAAUUCAGUGUGGCCCCAGACUGUCCUCCCAGCCUGGCAUCCAUGCAGGACCACCGCUCACAUCAGCAGUCUUGGGGCAGCCUCCCUGCUGUAAAUGUAGCCAUCACCUGGAGAUCCCUUUGGUGUCUUUGCCUCUGAUUUUGAUACAGUAUAGAGUGAGAAGAUGUACAGAUCCGUUUGGGUCCAGUUAGUGUACGUGUUUGUGUUGUUUGAGGGACGUGUGCGACUGUGGACGGGGAUGUGUGCUUUCGGUUACCUACCUCCCAGCCUCCUCUGCGCCUGUCACGGGACAGAAGUGAGAUGUGUCUGAUGUGGGUGGUUGAGACUAGACUAGGUAGAGUAGUUACACGGUGAUAGGAAUGGAAGGUAAUGGAAGGGUAUUGUCUGCUUUUCAAGGGAAACGUUACUGUUUUAUACCAAAGGUAGUAUUAACAUGGGCAACCGCUGACACAGUAUAUUCCAAAAAAAACGAGUUUAUAUUUUGAAAUGGUUUUUACAGCUUCGACUUUGUACGUGCUGCCCUACAUACGACAGUUGUAUGCCUUUAUUUUGUAUCCAGCAGCAAAGCCUCCAGUAAACCUUUAAAACAAUCAUGACGGAAUCCAAAAAUCAAGUAGUGGGUAGAUGCUCUUUAAACUGCUGUGUGGGAAACUUUUAUAGGAGGCCAUUUGGAUUUUAUUAAGUGCUAAGGAAAGGGAGGGGGCUUAAAAAUAUUUCUUAACUAUUUUAUACUGUUUGGGUUGAACUUUUCUAGAAAGUCUAAGUGAAUGUUAGUUCUGAUGUUUCCUGUAGGAAUGGAAAAGCCAUUAAAUACAUUGUUUUUAAAUGUUUACACGAAGAGUACGUUUGUGGACCAGUCUGACUGGUUUGGGCUUCUACACCUUAUGUCGUGUUUCUGGCAGCCUCUCUGCUUUCGCUUUUCCUCCAACCUUCACUUGUGGGUUUGAGUCUGCUCCCCUGGGAUCUGAGAGGUCCCCAGAGCAUUCCAGGUCACUGCUGCGUCUAGCCAGGAGCUGGCAGCGUCCACGCGGAGCUGGCGUUCUCGUGCUGGCACCGAGGGCACCAGUCAGUCUUACACGUAGGAGCCAUCCACAGAAGAGUAACAUUUUAUUACAUCGUCAUUUACAAUGCAAAUAGAACGGCUGUUGGUCCACCUAUGCCCGAGACAGUCCCUGGCAGAGCCUCCUCGCCCUCCUGCAGUGCUUAGCAGGUUGGUCGCUGUGCGGGCACCUUUCAGCAGCUAUUCAGGACCCAAGUGUGAACACUCAGCCUGACUCUUAAAUGUGUGCUCUCUACACAGCUCGGUCACUAACCUUUCUGUUCUUUGUGCUAUGAAAAAAAUAUGCUGUAAACUUUAGAAGUAGUCACUGUGUGUUGUAUGAGCAUUUGUGGACAUAUGUAAAAUAAAAGUCAUAUAAUGCUUCUACUUAAGUCUGCUUUCUGGGUCUUUUCAGAA